Messenger RNA from Dreissena polymorpha, 2833 nucleotides. RefSeq names its product beta-1,3-galactosyltransferase 5-like. Gene Ontology annotation, molecular function: N-acetyl-beta-D-glucosaminide beta-(1,3)-galactosyltransferase activity; protein binding. NCBI's taxonomy places the organism in Eukaryota, Metazoa, Mollusca, Bivalvia, Myida, Dreissenidae. The record is from RefSeq and is a predicted model, not a curated record. Bases 316 to 1539 code for a protein of 407 amino acids. Gene Ontology annotation, cellular component: membrane. The transcript has 3 exons.
UUUUAAAUAACGUUUAAUAUAUGAACUAUAAUAACUAUGAAGUUUAGUACGGACGUUAAUUAACAUAUGCAGCAUUAUUUAAUUUCAAACCGUUUGGUUUUUUUCCCUGUAAAAUCAACUUAUUGCAAAAUGUGACAUUACGUCGAUUAUGGAUUAGACAAAAUGGCCGUCGUGACCUACGUCAUCUGAAUAAGAAUGCAGAAACAAUGAAUCAUACAAUCAUGUUACCCUGAUUGAAAAUGCCAAGAGCCAACCCAACUGCCUGCAUGUUUACAUGCAGCAGUAUAUCAAGGGGAUGAGUUAUCAAGUGACAGGAUGUCAAAGGCAGCAUUAUCUGGUGACCUUGACCUUGGGAAGAAGUCAAGGUUAAGCUUUUUCCAGUCUUUGACGGGAACAUUAGUGUCAGUGGAAUUACUGGAUAUGAGACCAUCUCGAACUAGACGCCAGAGUGCCCGUCGCGUGAUCUUAAAAGCCAGUAUAUUAUCAGUUAUACUGUUGUCUAUAGCCUUCAUCAUUACCUACAGUGUGAUACUGACGUACGUGAGCAGUAAGGUUCCACUGAUGAGACAUCAUGAAUCAUCACAAGGUGAAAAAUCAAAGUCAGGACGACGCAUGAAACUUGUGGCUCGUCCUUUGGACGCUGUUGAUAAGGACAACACUUUAAAGUUUAGUAGUAAUAGAGUUGUAAAAUGGAAUAUCCAAAGCUACCAUGAUAGCUAUAGUUUGAAACCACGCUGUAUGAACGAUACAAGAACUGUAAUACUCAUUACCUCCGCUGUUAAUAAUUUUCAGCGAAGAAAUUCAAUAAGAAAUACUUGGUGCAGUCCAUUUAAUUUUAAUUUGUCGUCUCUUCCAUGGACGUGCGUUUUUUUGGUUGGCCGAAGUUUAAAUGCAAAUGAUUAUUUGAAUUUACAAACAGAGUCUCGUAAAUACAAUGAUAUACUCACUGGCAGCUAUUUAGAUUCUUAUAGGAAUCUAACAGUGAAAAUUAUGCAUGGUUUCGACUGGGUGAGACAGUUUUGCAAGUCAGAUUAUGUGUUGAAAACUGAUGACGAUGUUUAUGUAAAUACAUUAUUACUUGAUGAAUUAGUCUCCAAGAAUACUCAAAAAUCUGAUGUAUAUAUAGGAUUAGUUAUGCAGACUGAUAGUCGAUUAGAAGUGAUUCGGAAUCCAGAAAGCCGGUGGUUUGUUUCAAUGGAUGAAUACCCAUCAUCUCACUACCCUCCAUACGCAAGUGGGAUGGGGUACCUGUUGUCAAAAGAUGUUGUGGCUAAAGUAGUGGAUGCAAGUAAAUAUAUCCUGCCCUUUGCCAAUGAAGAUGCUUACGUUGGGGUGCUUAUUAACAAUAUUGGUGUCCGACCUGUUAGAAGUGGCCGUUUUACUCUGACAGGCUCAGGACUACGGACGUGUAAUCUGGUGUAUUUAGUGGUGGUGCAUCACAUCUCUGCGGAGGAGCAAUAUACCAUGAUGGAGCGCAGUAAAAAGGCCCAGCAAACAUGCCUUGAACCAACAGAGCUCUCUGUACAUGCCUGGAACUAGACCCUGCUGUUGGGCUUACAUACAACUUACAAAUUUGCAUGGAAACAGUGACAAUUGUCAUAUGAAAAGUCUUCAUUGCUCCCACAAUGUGACUUCAAGAAAUGUGACUUCAUCUGCGACUUUUAACUGGGAAUCUCAUGGAAAAGCUCAGAAGACUUAUUGUGCUGCACAUAAAUGUAUCCCUACAUUCCAAACCAACCUGAACCAAGCACCUUGUUGAUACCAAAAUUUGAUGCAAUCUCAACGCAGAGUUGUCUUUUCAUGCUCUCACAUACAAUCUUAUAUUUUUUUGUUUACGUAUUAUAUAAUGAAAAGUAGCAUCAUUUACUGUCAUACUUUGAAAAUAGUGUAUACCUCUAUGUUCAUAAUAAAAAAUACAUUACCUGAAUUUAAAAAAAGUUUAAAUAACAAAGGGAAAAUUAUUGUACCACGUGGCUUGACUAUCAACAUGUGGUUGUAUAUGAAGGCAGUGAUUCCAUCCAGCUAUGCUUGUUCCAGUCAAAUCUCUGCGCUGAGCUUGCGUCUGAUGAAGCGACUGAGUGCUACAGAUCUGAUCUUUGUAAGCUUCUGUAUGAUAUGGAUGAAGCAUUUAACCCAGAUUCUGUCCAACGGUAUAAUAAUGAUGAUUGUGAUGCAUGUUUAUGCUACCUGUAGUCAAUUUAAGCUAUUAAAUAUGUUUGCUGUAUCUCUAGUGAAAAUGUGGCAGUAUUUUUACUGCUUAUAUAAAAUGUCUUGUCUGCUUUGGUUUGCUCGAAAGUUAAACAAAUAAGAAUAUCAUAUAAUUCUAAACAAAUUGGUAUCUUAUAUCCAAUACAUGGGUGGCUUUAGAAAAAUGUUGUAAUAAUUACUCAUAUGUUUGAAAUUCAAACUGUUAAAAUUAAAAAAUACUUGUAUUGGCAAAAAUGUAGCUAAAUGAUGCGCAUUUAACAAAAAUAUGUUUUUCAACUGCAUUUAAAGAGAGAAUGUCAUUUGGUUUUCAUAUCACAACGCAAUUUAGUCGACAUUGUCAAUUAUUUACCAUAACAUGUUUUACUUACCGUGAAAUUGUUUUGCUGCAGAUAGAAACAUGUCUCAGGACGAAAAAUAUGCUAAGAUUAAAAUUAAUUUUCCUGGAUAUAUUUGCAAUAUUCAUUGAAUAUGUAAAACAGAAACAAGUAUGCCUAUAUUUGCCAUUAUUGUUUAUUAAAAAGAAUUAUUUAUAAUUGUGCAGUUUAAAAUUUAAAAUGAAUAAUAUUCUCAUAGAUAUAGACAAAAUAUAUUAUACAAUAAUGAGAACAAUAAAUCGAUGUUUAGA